This is a messenger RNA of Thamnophis sirtalis, 1776 nucleotides long. The record is from RefSeq and is a predicted model, not a curated record. Lineage: Eukaryota; Metazoa; Chordata; Lepidosauria; Squamata; Natricidae.
GUUUUCAUCUCUACUACAAAUUGCCGCAGAUAGUUCCAGAAAGUUGUCUCCUUAUUGUGAUUGGACUGAUUUUAGGUGGAAUUAUAUUUGGGGCACAGGAAAAAUCUCCACCAGUGAUGAAGAACGAUGUUUUUUUCUUAUAUCUUCUUCCUCCAAUUGUCCUCGACGCUGGUUAUUUUAUGCCCACACGCCUCUUCUUUGAGAACUUCGGCACCAUUUUUUGGUAUGCUGUUGUGGGCACACUCUGGAAUUCUCUUGGCAUUGGCAUUUCCCUCUUUGCCAUUUGCCAGAUUGAGGCCUUUGGUCUGAGUGACAUCACUCUACUGCAGAGCCUACUUUUUGGGAGUUUGAUUUCAGCCGUGGAUCCUGUGGCUGUGUUGGCUGUCUUUGAAAAUAUUCAUGUCAACGAGCAGCUGUAUAUCUUAGUUUUUGGGGAAUCUCUCUUGAAUGAUGCUGUAACUGUGGUGCUGUACAACUUGUUCAAAUCUUUCUGCCAGAUGCGUACAAUUGAGGUCGUUGACAUAUUUGCUGGAAUUGCUAAUUUUUUUGUAGUUGGCAUUGGAGGAGUUUUGAUUGGAAUCAUUCUUGGAUUUGUAGCAGCUUUUACUACUCGUUUCACCCAUAAAAUUCGAGUGAUUGAGCCACUGUUUGUCUUCUUAUACAGUUACCUAUCAUACAUAACAGCUGAAAUGUUUCACCUUUCAGGGAUUAUGGCGAUUACAGCAUGUGCUAUGACCAUGAAUAAAUAUGUAGAAGAGAAUGUUUCUCAGAAGUCCUAUACUACUAUAAAAUAUUUCAUGAAAAUGCUGAGCAGUGUCAGUGAAACUCUUAUCUUUAUUUUUAUGGGAGUAUCUACAGUAGGAAAAAACCAUGAAUGGAACUGGGCCUUUGUUUGCUUUACACUGCUAUUUUGUUUGAUUUGGCGUUCAUUAGGAGUUUUUGCAUUGACUCAGGUAAUAAAUGUAUUUCGGACAAUUCCUAUAACAUUUAAAGACCAGUUCAUUAUCGCCUAUGGAGGCCUCCGAGGAGCUAUAUGUUUUUCUCUGGUCUUCCUGCUCCCUUCUACUGUUUUUCCUAGAAAGAAACUUUUCAUUACCGCUGCUAUCGUAGUGAUCUUCUUUACUGUGUUCAUUCAGGGAAUGACAAUUCGCCCACUAGUGGACUUUCUUGAUGUCAAAAGAUCAAAUAAGAAGCAACCAGCAGUCAGUGAGGAAAUCUACUGCCGGUUCUUUGACCAUAUCAAGGCUGGUGUUGAAGAUGUUUGUGGACACUGGGGUCACAACUUUUGGAGAGAUAAGUUUAUAAAAUUUGAUAAGAAAUACCUAAGAAGACUUUUAAUUAAGGAGAAACAACCAAAAUCAAGUAUUGUUACUCUGUACAAGAAAUUGGAAAUAAAACAUGCCAUUGAAAUGGCAGAGAAUGGGAUGUUAAGCACAGUUCCAUCUCUAGCUUCUAUCAAUGAGCCUCAAGAAGGAGAAAAAAUAAAUGCACCUUAUUCUGGCCAAAUGGAUAACAUAAGAGAGAUUUUAACAAAGAAUCUGUAUCAGAUACGACAAAGAACUCCAUCAUAUAAUAGAUACAGUCUUGCUGAAGAUGCAAAUGAAAAGCAAGCCAAAGAAAUUUUGAUUCGUCGCCGACAUAGCCUAAGGGAGAGCAUUAGGAAGAGCAACAGUUUGUCAAGACCAGUGCACAUGAAAUCACCACGUUACUUAUCACUACCUAAAAAUACUAAACUUGCAGAGAAAACACGGAAAAGAAAUCAAUCCUCCUUUAAAG